AUGGAAUUGUCGGAAGAAUUGCGCAAUGCUUCAAAAUUCGAUGAAAGUUCGGAAGAUGAAGAAAUGGAGCAAGAAUUCUUGAAAAAUGCUCGUUUUUUCAAUGACUAUGUUGCUUCGCGUUUUGGCUUGAAUACCUGUGAACAACAAGAAACUCCUCAACAAUUUCAAAGAAUUUGUUUUGAGGAAAAACGCAAGAUGUUUGAUAUUGAAUUCCCGCAAAGAGUUUCGGCUGAGAAAAUGAGAAAAGGUCGUGAAGCUUUGAAGAUUAUUGCCGCGAAUCGAGUGAGUUUGGGCGGGUGGGGUUUAAAUAUGAAAAUUUCGCCUGAAAACAAAAACGACUAGGUGUCCAAGUGGUGAACGCUUUUGCCUAACGUUCGCAAGACCCGGGUUCGACCCCCACCCGGCGCUUCACCAUUUUUUUUUGAAUUUUUUCAGGAAAAAUAUUUCAAAUCAGCCGAAUCCACUGAACAAUCCGCCGAAGUAAUUAUCAAAAAACCAUCGCCACGAAAAAUGGAAAUUCGGCAGCGAAUUGUCGUCGGCUGA
This is a messenger RNA of Caenorhabditis angaria, 543 nucleotides long. Lineage: Eukaryota; Metazoa; Nematoda; Chromadorea; Rhabditida; Rhabditidae. The record is from the annotation of a GenBank genome assembly.